Molecule: messenger RNA, 2521 nt
Organism: Mytilus californianus (California mussel)
Lineage: Eukaryota; Metazoa; Mollusca; Bivalvia; Mytilida; Mytilidae
Exons: 7
Coding region: 111-1868 (585 amino acids)
Biological process (GO): regulation of apoptotic process
Molecular function (GO): protein binding
Source: RefSeq, a predicted model, not a curated record
ACAGAGACUGCGCACUAAAAAAAAAAAAAAAAAAAAAGACUUCCGUCAUUGUAAUGGCUGCAUGGAUAUUUUGAAUAUAUCAGCACUUUCUCUCAGUAAAAACUAAUAAAAUGGAGAUCGAUGUCACCGCAGAAGAUGUCACUCACCUCCCUAGUCUUGAUUACAAGUUGAAUGUCUGCCUAGUUAAUAUUUCUAGGGAAAUAACAGACGAGGACUUAGAUAUCAUGAAAUGUCUGAUUUCAGGCGAACAAGGAUCUCCAAGAGGUGUUCUAGAGAAAAUAACCACUGCUUUAAAAUUGUUCGAACACCUGAAAGGACGAUGUCUACUUUCAAGGGACAAUAUCCUAUGCCUCCAGGCAAUGUUGUACCAUGCUCGACGCAUUGAUCUUUUCAAAGAAUUGCUUGCAUUUGCGGAAGAAAGAGGAGACACAUUACACUGUUAUCCAGAAUCUGAUAGACCAGUAAAUGGUUACAAAUAUGUAAGAUUCCAUGUAGCUGGAACAAAAAGUAAUAACAGAAGCACAUUAGAAGCCAUACGAUCGGCCGCUAGUACGUAUAUGAAUGUACCUUCUCAUUUUGUAACAGUUCAGGGGAUCCAAGCUACUCAAAGCUACUUGAUAACAUUUAUGGUACCAGAGCACUGCAUAGAAUAUGUGACCAGAUUAAAACCAUCCGAAAAACAGUGCUUACUAUCUCUUGGUGUGGAUUUUAUAGUUGUUGAGGGCAAAACUAUUACGUUACAAGAUGCAAAGCUCGACAAAAAACCUAUACCAGGUAUACAACUGAAUGAAGAACUACAAUAUUACUUUAAAAGAAAUGUCACUCUUCAAAAACAAUUAGAACAAUACCAACUCAACGAAAUUAAUGCUGGAUUUAAACUAACGACUGCUUUAUCUAGAUCACUGACACUGCUCUUAACAUUUCUUUUCAAUAUGGUAAAAUAUAGGUCGACAAAGUUUGUAGAUUCAAUAUCGGUACAAAGUGCACAUAAUUAUUUCCAACAUAGUUUGGAGAAAGUUAAAGGUUUGGGCUAUGAUGUACACGUUAUUCAGUCAUUGUUAGAAGCACAGAGCAUAAUUGUUAGAAAACAGAAACUAGAAGAACAUCGACUUUUGAUUCAACAACAACAGUAUCAAAUUCGGAAUUUAGAACAUGUUGCAAGAGUUGUACAAUAUGAAAGAGAUAAACUAAAAUACUUUCUAGGGCUGAGUGUCCACGAAGAAGUACUUUCUAGAAACGACCAAUUUUUUAUUCAUGGUAUUAUGGAAGCCUUGCCUAGUAUAUCUGUUAAGUAUGGAUUAGGUAUACUGGUAGACCUACAACAACUGAGGCCUUAUUUAGAAGAGGCGAGUACAUUUCUGACCAAGGCAGAUAGAAAACGUCUGACGCAAACGUUUGAAAUUAACCAAAAUGAAGAAAAAAUGUUUCACCUAGAGAACCAUUGCUUCAUAGAAGCUUUGGUGACAGUUGAACAACUAAGAAGUGGUAGUCUUCUUGACAUUGACUCAUUUGGACGAAAAUUGGUUUCGAUGGUCAAUAGAAAAGAAUUUGAAAAACAGUGGCAAUCACAAAUGCAGAAGUUCGACCUGAAACAUAAACAGGAACAACAGGGAUCUGGAAGACCAACACCUAAAGAGAAAGAGACAAAAACUCGAACAAAAUCUGGUCACAGAAUGUCUUCCAGUCAAGAAGACAGUAGCAAUAAAAUGGAUCAAGUGUUAGAUAAGGUUGAUCUCCUAACAAAACGCAUGACAGAUAUAGAAAAGUUGAUAUGUAACCCAUUAGCUAGACUUGAUAUUUCUCGGACAGGAAACAUGGACAGUUUAGGAAUAGAUUUCGCUAGAGCACAAAAAAUGGAUGAAGAUUAGCAUUAAUAAAGAUAUACACUGUAACAGUAGCAUUGCUUUAUGAAAAUUGCAUAUGAGUGAUAUUAAAAUGAAUUAUUAAUAAAAAUGUAACUCAUUCAAGAAAAAUUCUUUACCAACAUCGGCCUUGCUUUUAUAUGUUGAAUAUCAAUUUUAAAAGCUUUUCUAAUGCAAAAAAAAAAACUAAAAUGUACUGAAAAUGAUUCCUUUAAUCAGUUAUUCAGGACUGGUAUGCAUUUUAACACAAAGUUUUAAACAAGAUACAAUGAUUAUAUUUUAAUUUUCUUAUGUGGAUCAAAGGCCACAUUCGUUCUCAUUGCACUUGCUAGUGGUAUUGGCUUCUUUACGGUUCUAUUUGUUGCAUGUUGUUGAUAAUUAAAUGCUUUAGUAAUUUGUAAUCGUUGUAAGGUUGUAAGGCCUUAUUGCUGGAAAUUCAUUGCCAUAUAUCACUUGAUUUUAAUGAAGAAGAAAAAAUGUCUUAUCAAGGGACAGUUACUUACUCUGAUUAAAAUUCAUAUUUGUCUAUAUAAGUAUUAAAACUUGAAUGAAUUAGGAAUAGGAAAUGUUGAAAAUCAGAAUAUUUUAGAAAAUGGUUAAAAAGAUAAAUCGACGAUAGACUGAAAACGCCAUUGCAAAAAAAAAAAAAAAAAGAAAAA